CUGUACGAUCUUUGAAGGCUGUAAGAUACUGGAAAUGUGUUGCUUUAAAUGGUGAGCACUGUUGAUUGCGUGGAGGUGAUGAGGUGGCCGGCUCGCUUGUGUUGCACAUUAUAGAGAGUUUGCCUAGCAUAAGGACGACUUGCUAUGUCUUCUCUCUAGGGUCGACUCGCUAUGCAUGAACCAGAAGAGCACAGACGAGAAAAAUCACCAGGUCCCUAUUAUGUCGAAGAUCUACGGCCUCGCCAGCAGCGUAUGCGUUUGGAUCGGCGCGGCAGACAAGGACAGCAAAAUCGCGCUCGACUUCAUCAAAGACGAAGUGCUUCGCAUUGAGCGCUUCGAUGAGCUGUGUGAAGAUAUCGCCUACAGUCACAAGUGGGGCGCGAUGGUGAAUCUGAUGAAACGGCCGUGGUUCUCUCGGCGCUGGGUGGUUCAAGAGAUUGCGUUGGCAAAUGAAGCGGUUAUAUACUGCGGCAAAGAUUCUAUCUCGUGGAAGAACUUCUCGGAUGCCGUGCAGUUAUUCGUCGAGGUUGAGACGACGACGCACAAGCUUUCGGAGGUGAUGAAGAUGGCUCCGAAGUUCUAUCAUGUGCCGGGGUGGUUUCAGUAUGUGUAUUGUUUCGGGUGUCGAAGCGUCAGAAGCGCCAGCCUUUGCUUAGUCUGGAGUACCUCGUGUCUACGCUGUUUGUGUUCCAGGCAACGGAACCGAGAGAUACAAUCAGCAAAGGCCCAUCUAAACGCAUGGUACCGCAACUUGAAAGCCAAGCCCUACAAAGUCGACUACAGCCUCCCUUUCAUCGCCAUCUGCCAAGAGUUCAUCCUCUUCUCGAUCCGCCAAUCCGAGAACAGAACACAAGCUCUCGACAUCAUCUGCAGGCCCUGGGCACCCACCCCGACCCCAAAGAAGCCUGAGAUCAAGGGAGAAGGCCACAGCAAGCCCGAUGAUUUCCCCAGCAAGGUCGACGACGACCAAACCAUGCCUUCCUGGAUCCCCAAGCUCUCCGGCGCCGCCUACGCCAUGUACACGCACCCCAAUGGCGAGCUAAAGAUGGGCCGCCAGAACGCAGAUCCCCUCGUCGGCCUCCCCGGCCUGAGCCACCGGAACUACAGUGCCGCUGGAAAUCGGGGAGCCAAUUUCGACGUGCUCAGAUUUCGAAAGCGAGAGGGCCAUUUUAGCAUGUAUGUCCUCGGGUUCGUGCUCGACCAGGUUGGCAAAGUAUCAAUACGGUCUCAAUCGGGCAACAUACACGAAGAAUGGGUUUCUCAGGGCGGCCGGAAGGACAUCAACGAUGACCCGCCGCAAGAAUUUUGGCGCACUUUAGUCGCAGAUCGAGGCAAACUUGGCCGGGAUGCGCCGAAAUAUUAUGCGAGGGCGUGUAAAGAGAGCAUUACGAAGGGGCUUCCGAGCGGGAGCUUGAAUACGACGGAGCUGAUCAAUGAUGUGAGGUCUUCUGUUGUUGCGGAGUUCUUUCGCAGGGUCCAGGCAGUGAUCUAGAAUAGGAGCCUUAUGCGGACGAGGAACGGUGAUUUGGGGAUUGUGCGUAAAGACGUCAAAGAGGGCGACUUGAUAUGCAUCUUGUACGGAUGCAGUGUUCCUGUGGUUUUGAGGAGGUUUGAGAAAACGGUUGACGAGAUGGCGAAGGAGCAGGCGGAAGACGAGAUGGAAGUAGCGCGAUAGAGGGAGAUAGCGGCAACCAAGAUCCAGCAAGGGUUCAGGGAGAGCCGGAAACGAAAGAGGGACCUUCAUGAAGAGACUG
Molecule: messenger RNA, 1754 nt
Organism: Mytilinidion resinicola
Lineage: Eukaryota; Fungi; Ascomycota; Dothideomycetes; Mytilinidiales; Mytilinidiaceae
Exons: 3
Coding region: 176-1492 (438 amino acids)
Source: RefSeq, a predicted model, not a curated record